CAAGUUUGAAUAAUAGAUUGAAACCAAACGAUUGAUUCAGGUUUGAGAUUUAUUCCUCUAACCUUAACACUAUUCUAUGGAUCGACUGGCAUCUUUUGGAAAUGAUCCUUUUGAUAAGCCACCAUGCAGGGGCUGCUCAUCAUAUCUUACUGAGCCCUACAUCAAAUGUGCCGAGUGUGGACCCUCACCAUUCCUGCUAUGUCUUCAGUGUUUCACCAGAGGAUUUGAAUAUAAGAAACAUCAGAGUGAUCACAAAUAUGAAAUCAUGACAUCAGACUUCCCUGUACUGGACCCUGGAUGGACAGCACAAGAAGAGAUGGCCCUGUUGGAAGCAGUUAUGGACUGUGGUUUUGGAAACUGGCAAGAUGUGGCUUACCAGAUGCGCACCAAGAGCAAGGAGGAGUGUGAGAGCCACUACAUGAAGAACUUCAUCAAUAAUCCUCUGUUCUCCUCUACCUUGCUCAGCCUCCGACAAAUGGAGGAGUCUCGUUCUGCAGACAGUGCGAUUCCCUUCAAAUCUACAGAUGAUCCUCCUAGGCCCACAUUUGACUCGGUGCUGUCUCGGGAUAUGGCUGGAUACAUGCCUGCCAGAGCAGACUUUAUGGAGGAGUUUGACAACUAUGCUGAGUGGGAUUUGAAAGACAUUGACUUUGUGGAUGAUGAUUCAGAUAUCCUACAUGCACUCAAGGUUGCAGUUGUCGACAUAUAUCAUUCAAGAUUAAAAGAGAGACAACGCAGGAAGAAGAUAAUUCGAGACCAUGGACUAAUCAACCUGAGGAAAUUCCAGAUACUCGAGCGAUGCUACCCAAAGGAAGUGCAAGAACUGUAUGAUGUCAUGAGACGAUUUGCAAGAGUAGUUGGGCCUAUUGAGCAUGACAAAUUCAUCGAAAGUCACGCGUUGGAAUUUGACCUGAGGAGAGAAAUCCAUAGGCUGCAGGAGUACAGAAAGGCUGGGAUCAAGUCUUUCUGCAGUGCCAAGGUUUAUGAGCGGGUGAAGCGAGUGCGGGAGGAUGAGCAAAGGAAGAGAACCAUGUUGUGUGAUGUGCUACAGUACAUCCAGGAUGGCCGGGCAUGCCAGCAGUGGCUCAGUAAACAGGCUGCAAUAGACGCUGGCAUCACUCCUGUUGUUACGACCAUCACCAUGUCAACAACAGGUAGAAGAAGCGCCCCUCCCCUCAACCUGACCGGACUUCCAGGAACCGAGAAGCUCAAUGAGCGUGAAAAAGAGCUGUGCCAGGUAGUACGGCUGGUUCCAGGGGCCUACCUGGAAUAUAAGCAGGCCCUGCUUAAUGAAUGCAGGCGGCAGGGUGGCUUGAGGCUAGCACAGGCCCGGGCUCUGAUCAAGAUUGAUGUCAACAAGACACGCAAAAUAUAUGAUUUCCUUAUCAAGGAGGGCUACAUUAAUAAGGCCUAGGGCCACUGGAGGAUGUUCUGUGACUACAGAGACGAUUGGAUUCCAGUUGGCGGUACAUGUUUUGUGUUUUUGUUCUUUUCACUGAUGUUGUCAUUGUGAUAUUAUGCUCUAUUUUGUCCUGAUGAGAGGUUUCAUCGCUGCUGCUUCCACUGCAAGAUUUGAACACUUGGAUCAAUCUUGUAUGAACUUACAGGAGUCAUAAAACCAAAACUAAUCUCUUUGCAAUUUCCAACAUCUUAGAAUCCCACACAAAAUGUCAUCAUUUCGCCUGUAAUAAUAAAAACACAUUUCCAU
Molecule: messenger RNA, 1708 nt
Organism: Lampris incognitus (smalleye Pacific opah)
Lineage: Eukaryota; Metazoa; Chordata; Actinopteri; Lampriformes; Lampridae
Gene: tada2a
Product: transcriptional adaptor 2A
Exons: 15
Coding region: 77-1414 (445 amino acids)
Biological process (GO): regulation of transcription by RNA polymerase II; chromatin remodeling
Cellular component (GO): nucleus; SAGA-type complex
Molecular function (GO): transcription coactivator activity; zinc ion binding; chromatin binding
Source: RefSeq, a predicted model, not a curated record